AUGUCGCAAGGCGCAGGAUCAGUGUCCCAUCCAAGCUGCAAAGUCAUCCUCGCCGGCACCAUUGCCAAGGGACUCUUGGCCGAAGUCCAAGCCGGUCUGAAGGAACUCGAUCGCAAGCCGCACUUGCUGGGGAUCCUGGCGAACAAUGAUCCAGCCGCGAAAGUCUAUGCAGAUUGGACGGAGAAGACGUGUCGUGAGAAUGGCUUCUCGUACACGCUGCAACAAGCGGCCAAAGAUUCGGUCGAGGAGGUCGUGCUGGCGGCCAACGCCAACCCGGCCUACGACGGCAUCAUCAUCUACUACCCGAUCUUCCACAACCGGGGCCAAGACCAGUACAUACAGAACAUUGUGUCGCUGUCCAAGGACGUCGAGGGGCUCAGCCACCAGUACAUCUUCAACAUGUACCAGAACAUCCGGUUCCUGGACGAGGCGCAGAUGGUGAAGAGCAUCCUGCCGUGCACGCCGCUGGCGGUGAUCAAGAUCCUCGAGCACCUGCACAUCUACAACACGAUCCUGCCCUACGGCAACAGACUGUUCGGCCGCACCAUCUGCGUCGUCAACCGCAGCGAGGUCGUCGGCCGGCCGCUCGCCGCCCUGCUCGCCAACGACGGCGCCUGCGUCUACUCGGUCGACGUCACGGGCGUGCAGCAGUUCACCCGCGGCGAAGGCAUCCGCAAGCGGAAACACGAGGUGGUGGAAAAGGAAGGCUGGACCAUCGAGAAUUGCGCUCCCCUGUGCGACGUCGUCAUCACGGGUGUGCCGGGCGAGGCUUACAAAUUCCCCUGCCACCUGUUGAAGGAGGGAGCCGUGUGCAUCAAUUUCUCCAGUGAGAAGAACUUCCCUCCCGAGGUCAAAGAAAAGGCGUCCAUCUACGUCCCCGCCAUCGGCAAGGUCACCAUCGUCGUGCUCCUGCGCAACCUGCUGCGCAUCGUACAGAACCGCCAGGCACAGACGAAGCAGGAGCAACAACAAUCAUCCCAGCUCCUUCAGGCCUCCUUCGCGCACGGAAGCGCUUCGGGAGCCGAGGUCAAGACUCAACAAUAA
Messenger RNA from Fonsecaea multimorphosa CBS 102226, 1044 nucleotides. RefSeq lists its product as uncharacterized. Lineage: Eukaryota; Fungi; Ascomycota; Eurotiomycetes; Chaetothyriales; Herpotrichiellaceae. Gene Ontology annotation, molecular function: methylenetetrahydrofolate dehydrogenase (NAD+) activity; methylenetetrahydrofolate dehydrogenase (NADP+) activity. The record is from RefSeq and is a predicted model, not a curated record. Gene Ontology annotation, biological process: purine nucleobase biosynthetic process. Bases 1 to 1044 code for a protein of 347 amino acids. Gene Ontology annotation, cellular component: cytosol. The transcript has 3 exons.